CUUAAUCCGAUUCACCUGGUCAGUUUUCUCCUACAGGAUGAAGUAUUCGGUUGUUUUCUCACUCUUCCUUAUCUUAACUACCACUUCAGCUGAAGUGGAUUUGCUCCUGGCCAGGAUUGCCUGUCGAAUGGCCGUUAAGCAAAAUCUCCAGAUUACUUAUGUCUAUCGCUGCGCCAGCUGUGCUGCAUCCUUAGACCCGGAGCACUCUGCUCUGGAGCUUGAACUACAGCGUUGUGUGGGAAGUCAUGUUCCAGUAGUGUCGCGAAAAAUCGAGGCUUUCGAGCUGGAGCCACUGCGUCAGACAGAUAGCUUGAGUAUCUUUCAUAUACCAGUAGCCGAAAAAGGUGACUCUCUGGUGCGUCGAAUCUUGGGAAUGUUGAAUCCCCGACAGCCGCGCAAGCACAUGCACAAGUACAUCUUCCUGUGGCCCGGUGCCAGCCAGGAUCAACUUCUUGAGCUAUUUAGUGGCUGCUGGGCCAAGCAGGUCCUUUACGCUUUAUGUAUUACCCACCGGAAUAGGGGCAUCUUUGACUUUGAUCCUUUUUUCAUUGGAGGCCUAAAAGUUGUGCAAAGUGGCGAGAAUUUCCGUGACAAAAUGAGUGACUUAAGAGGCUAUCCACUUCGCUUCUCCAUGUUUGCUGAUCCGCUGAUGGCGAUACCACGGGAUCCGGUGGAAAGUAAGGGCUACAAAGCCGUGGAUGGAGUGGCUGCACGGGUAGCUGCCCAUAUGCUAAACGCCUCAAUUACAUAUGUCCUACCGGCGGACAACGAAUCCUACGGACGCUGCCUGCCGGAUGGCAAUUUCACAGGUGUGGUGCGAGACCUGGUGGGAGGGCACACUCACUUUGGACCCAACUCCCGUUUCGUCCUGGAUUGCAUUUGGCCACACGUUGAAGUAUUAUAUCCGCACACCCGUCGUAUCUUGUACUUGGUUGUCCCGGCGUCCGGAAUUCAGCCGGAGUAUCUCAUUUUUGUACGUGUCUUCCGUCGCUCGGUGUGGCACCUCCUUCUUGUCACGCUCCUGGCGGUGGUUUUAAUCUUUUGGCUAAUGCAGCGGUUCCAGGACCGAGUUCCGCGACAUGGAGGUAUCAUCCACUUUCAGGCCAAGUGGUACGAGAUCAUAGAGAUGUUUGGCAGAACACAUGUGGGUGAGCCAGUAUUGCGGGCGUCCUCGUUUAGUUCCAUGCGGACCUUCCUCAUGGGCUGGAUCCUCUUCAGCUACGUCCUGACCACCAUCUACUUUGCCAAGCUGGAGAGUGGCUUUGUACGUCCCUACUAUGAGCCGCAACUAGACCAGCUGGACGGCCUCUCCCAAAUGGAUGUUCACGUCUAUGCGGUGACCACCAUGUACGAUGCAGUUCGAGCCUCACUCUCCGAUUACCAUUACGGCCUGCUGGCGAACAGGAGCCGUCAAUUGCCCUUGGGACUGACCACCUCCUAUUACCAAUUGUUGGUGGUCCGGCGCGAUAGGCGUUCUGCGUUUAUUAUGCGCGACUUUCACGCCCGUGACUUUCUGGCUCGUAACUACAACUCCGAGCUGGAACGUCCCAGCUACCACAUCGUCAAGGAGUACCUGCGCUCCAUGCUCUGCACCUACGUACUCCCGCGGGGUUCGCCCUUUUUACAUCGGUUUCAAACCCUCUUCACCGGAUUCCACGAGCACGGAUUCUUCGAGCACUGGCGCCAAAUGGACAUGUUAAGGCGGGAGGGCACUACGCCCAAUGGCGAGGAGUUCUACGAGGACUUGGGCGACCAGACGGACAUCGAUGCCACAGCCAGCGAUGCCACUAUACGGCGCAAGAAACGAGUGGUUCUCACCCUUGACAUCCUCCAAGGAGCCUUCUAUCUUUGGUCAGUGGGCAUUGGCUUAAGCUGCUUGGGAUUUGUCCUGGAGCAAGGGCAUUACUUUUGGAGGAGACGGCAUUAAAAUAUACAUUUUUAAAUUGAUGGCUUUCUAAAUAAAUAUAUACUUAUAAUAAUAUUGAAUAUUAUAUUCUUAAUCAAUUAUUUAAAUCCCAUUAGCUUAGCAACUAAACACUGUAUAAUGAUGUUUAUUUGUUUGUGAUUAUUUCUUCAAAGCGUCUUAAUCUUUUAAUAUUUAAAUAUAUGUAAAUCAGGUAAUCACCUCUAAAAAAAACACCUGACGUUAUUGAUGAAAUCAGUGCAAUUUCUACAAAAUACAACUAAUAUAUAACUUAGUGGAAUAUAUUUAUAUUUUUAGUGAUUUAAAGAUACAUAUCUUAGAUAUUGAAUAAACCAUCCUAAAAUUAUAUAUUUCGCAGUUGAAUUAAUCAUCGUAAGUCAGAUUGGACUAUGUCUUUCGAUGGAUCAUUGCUCU
This is a messenger RNA of Drosophila ananassae, 2338 nucleotides long. RefSeq lists its product as uncharacterized. Lineage: Eukaryota; Metazoa; Arthropoda; Insecta; Diptera; Drosophilidae. The record is from RefSeq and is a predicted model, not a curated record. The coding region runs from base 38 to 1927 and encodes 629 amino acids. The transcript has a single exon.